AGUUUCCAUUACAUUUAGGAGUAGGUAAUUAAUAAACCACAUAAUCACGUCUAACCUUCAUUUAUUCAUAAAUGAGUGAAUUGAGCACAUAGCAGCCACCUUCAUUGUAAGUCAUUGAUUUAUAUUAUAUAUUUUUCGUUAGGACAAAGGAUUGCUCUUGUGUCUACUUAGCCAUUAUGUCUUAAUCAUGCAAAGAACAUCAGAUGCUAAAAUCAUGAUGCUAUACUUUAAGAGUUUCUGUCCUCAAGAGACAUUUAACCACUUCAAAAACUAAUUAAAUUUCUCAUGAAAACCAUUUGUAAACAAUUUCUGCAAAAAGUUUGAUAGACCUUGAUUUAUUUCAGCUUUAAUUGUACCCAGUGCAAGAAAUGUUGCACUGUCUCAACAUAUAACCCUAGUUCAGUAUCUCAGCAUACUUUAGAUCUAAGCAAACAACUGGUCACAACUAAGCUCAUUGUCAUUUACCAGCAUCAACCUGAUAAUUAUUUUUAGAUAAAAAAAUACCGUGGUCCUCUUAGAUGUUACAUUUUCAUCACCAAUCUAUAACCGAACUUAAGUGUUUGUCUAACUUCGGAUAAGGCCUAUAAAACAUUUCUUUUUCCUUCAGAAACAAAUAGCUCCGGACAAUGGAUUCCACUGUUAAAUAAAACUGUUUCUUCCCUUGAAUGAUCAGCCCAUCUUUGGGAAAAAAAAAAUACAUUGGUACCUUGGCUCUCGAACUGCUGUGUGCUCAAACAUUUCAGUCCUCAACUAAUAUUUUUAAAUUCUGUUUUGGUGCUUUACCAUUUGCUCAGCACUCAACCAUUAUGCCAGAACCUGUACAAGAUGUCAUGCUUACCUGUAGCACAAAGAGGAAAGUGUCACUUUGUGCAUCGAUUUCAAGCAGUAAAGGCCUUCCUGAUCUAGUGUUAUUAAUAGUGAUGAUAAUAAGUUAAUUUAUCUAGCACUUUAUUCCACCAUCAAAGGCUAGCUCAAAGCACUUACAACAUAACAUGCAAACAUUAUGUCUAAUGAAUGCCAUGUGGGAUGAUGAAAGAUACGUAGCCCAUAAUUGCUCCCAGCUUCCACAAUCCAGUUGAAAAAAUUAAGCGAAACUGCAAAUGCUCCAUUUCACACCACAGUUCCAGUAAGGUAACAAAAUUUGGCUUAAGUAGCGCCCUAUCCAUACCCAUCAGGCAAGCUCAAGGUGCUUUAUACUAGGAGGUGUGAAGUCAAAAGAAACUGAUGACAAGAAAAUAAUGUAGGUUUUAGCAGACUGUGUACUCUAUGCCAAAGAUUAGUGUUCAUGAUCUCAUUUUUUUUCUAAAAGUGGUAAGAAAGCAAAGAUCUCAUAAUGACAUAAUUAUUGGUGAGGAUAAAUAAAAGACAGCUGGAAAUAAACCCAUUUUUUUAAAUAUGCAGUACUAAUUUCCUAUGGGGUAAGGGUAGGAACUUGGAACUUGGAAAACAUUGUAGAAUGGAUUGUGGUCGAGUGCUGAGGUACCAAGGUACCCCUGUAAAUCUAAAUUUCUUACCAGAACAAUAGUAUGAGUUUAAACUUUCUGGAAAAUCAUUUCAUAAUGUUUGUGUUAGCAUGCUGGACCUUGUUACUGAAAGUGACCAAAGGUUGCAUGACUAGUGUCUCCCAGGGUGAUAAAAUACUGAUCUAACAUAAAAUGUUUUAUUGGGUUGAUAAAUCAUGCAAGUUUAAAAGCUCUCUCUCUCUCUCACCUAUCUGUAGUGAAAAUUUCAUUCAUCUCUUGACUAAUACUAGUUGUACUGACUCACUGACAUUCUGGGUGAAGAAGGUGAAACAGAAUUUAUUUCACUAUUACAUGCUUAAAAAAAAAGUAUGCACAACAAAGAAAUACAAAUAUUCAUCUCCUUGGUGUUAACACAGCUAAUCGAGCUUGGGAUUUUAGGCUCGGCAUAAAAGCAUCAAACACAGCCAUAUCAUCAAGGUAACUACGAGGCACAAUCUGCAAAGUCCUUCAUAGCUUCCAAACCUGAUUUACAUAUAUGAAAUAUAGACUAUGCUUGCUGAUACGGAGAGAAUCCAGGCAUUCAAGAAAAAGCACCUGAGGAAGCUUCUCCAGAUCUCAUAUCUCAAACAAAAUCUUUUUAUGUAGCAUUGUUGCCACACUCAAAGGAGGCCAGGAACCUCUACUUUCAACAAUCAAGUGGCAUAGACUGUGAAGGUUUGGCUAUGUUACCUGGCUGAAGACCAGGGCCGCCGAGAGCCAGCCCGGGCCCCGGGACAGACGACCUCUCCGGGCCCCUUGUACUUUGUUAUCGUAAAUUAUUUGUUCUGUCCUUAGACCUUUCUUUAAAAGAAAAAGAAAAAAAAAUCCACUGACCAAGGCCGGGCCCCCUUGACAGCCGCGGGCCCGGGUACACCAGACCCCCCUGUCCCCCCCUCUCGUCAGGCCUGCUGAAGACUGUCCUCUAAUGUACAUUUAGAGGGAGGUCAACCCCACAGUUGCCAGAUGAAGAACUGGCUUAUUAACGUGAUGGGGUGGAUUAGUCAUCCCCUACAGGACAACUCACCAUGCUUUCUCAGCUGCCGGGGCUAUCCACGUGCCUGCCCCACCCCCUCUCUACUAAUGAUUGGUAACAUUCAACAAAGGAAUGAAUCUCAAGUCGAUCACAAUAGUGUAAGUAAACAAAUGCUUAUUGCUGAAGGGAAAAGAUAAAAGUCGUCUUCUAACUAGCUCUGUUCGGUCUUUUGGGGUGAAGUGUUAGAUUUUUCUACGGGCCAGCUUUUUUGUGAGUGCCGAGCCUAUCAAUCUCUCUCUCUCUGUGUUUUACCUUUCUCCAACCCUCUGUGAAGUCGGGGAUUUAUUUCCGACAGGUGAGUCGACUGGAUGAGGCUCACUGGGCCACACGGGUAUCGAACCGGAUGCCAAUCUUUCGGCUUCCCCUGUUUCUUACUAUUUACACUGAAAUCAUGGGAUGAUACCUGAACAGAGUUACGCUUGACAAUACUUGUGGCCUUCGAGCAUAUUUUACGGUAGCUUCAAUUUUAAAAUAACGCUCUUCUAGACAAAUUUUUAAAAAAUGAUUAAUUUUAUUUCAAGCUAUCGAGAAUGCGAGACCUUUGCGAUCAACAUCACGAAAUGAGUGUAAACAUUCUCACAAGGACACCUAGCUGACAAUGUCAUGGUCGCUUAUUCUUGGCCAACGACACGGUAAGCGGGCCAUGUAACGUUGAUUUUACCCAUGUUUUGUAUCCCUACCUAUUGUCAUUGUGAUAUUGUUUAGAAGUCCUUUAGAAAGCAAUUCCAUUUUUCCUCCAAGGCACAACUGUGUAAGUCUCGGAUCACGCGAGAGCGUCCAUGCGCCUGCCUUGCCUGGCGACCGUAUGUGCAUUCAAGAUGGCUGGUUAGCAAAAUGGAUUUACCGGAGGAAAAUGUUGCAGAUACCGACAAAUAUGCAUUUCUUUUAGGCUCAGCGUUAAAAAACGAAGAUCUUGACCAAUUUUUUUGUGUUUAUGAUUCUAUUUUGCCAUCAGAUAUUUCUGCUACCCAGCUUAAUAAGAUCAAGGAAGGGGCACGGCAUAUUGCAGAAUUACCAGAGGGCGCUUUCAAUGAUCUUGUGGUAAACGCUCGUGACUUCAGUCUGGCCGCAGGCCGUCCUGUUUUCUGCAACUCUGCAAUGAGCUCUGGUGGCAGACACAGUACACUUGUGGCAUCAGAUGACCACAGUGAUGAAGACGAGGACAGUUGUAAUAGGUUGGGCAGACUUGUUGGGCCGGCUGCUCUUCCUCACCAGAUUGCCUCCAACAAUGACCCUGGUUUGCCAUCAUCAACAAAACUUUGUCGCAAGACCAGCGUGUCGUCAGACAGUUGUGGCAGCGAUAUGGAAAGAGAAGGGGCAUUUGACUACUACCCUCCCCCAUUGUCCACCUCAAAGCUGCACCAGUCAUCCAGAAUCCAAGAAUCAGUCAAAAUCACUCAUAGUUACAAUCCCUACUAUGAUGCAGAAAUUAAUGUUGAAUCAGAUAAGAGUUCUGUGGAGUCACCAAGAAGUGAUGGCUCAAGCGCUCGGGAGUAUGAUGUCACUCAGCUUGAUUUGGAAGACUUGCCUAGUGGUAGUGCUUCCACAGAGAUGACUACUUUUAGCCAUGAAACUUGUGAUUACAAAGAGGAGGAGGAUAGUGAUGAAAACCCUGACCAUAACAUCCGUAUUUAUCGUCCUAUGGUUUGUGAAAGAUGGGAUAACACUGAUCGUUCUACAAGAUCCUCUGGCUCCUCUGUCCAAAUUUCAGCCUCAUCUUUUCCCUCUCAAGGACAGAGUAGCAUGAGUUCACACUGUGGUGGUAAAAUGAGCUUGGGUGGAGCUUGCCGAAGAGUAGAUGAUGGAGUGCAUUUUCCUUCCUUGGCUUCCAGAUGCUCUGGAGAUAGCACCAACUUGUAUUCUGGACUAUGCUGCUCGCCUCCCUUUGGUGCUAAUACAGACUUGCUUGCCAAUGUUGGAAAGUCAGUAGAUAUUCUACUGACGUCCUCAGGGGCAUUGCCAGCUACAUCUGGUGAUAGUUUAUCCACUGAUGGAAAAAAGAAGAAAAAGAAGAAGAAAGAUGGCAAAGAUGAUACAGUUCGAGACGGUACUGGUCGUGGCAUCAAGCCUUCGAUGAAUGUAGAUGUGAAUGGCAACCCCCUUGACACUAAGCAUAACACUCAGAUGAGAGAAAAGCAACAAAGCAAUGAAGUCAUCUCAGGAGCUCGUGGGCCCCGCCAGUUUUACAGUAUUCCCAAUCAGCAUGACCUUUGCAGUAGUGGGGGGGGCUCCAGUCAUACUGACACUCCGGGAAAGGCCAAAUCUGAAGACGGCACUUGCUCUGCCGGCAGCAACAGCAUUUCAUCUGAACGGACAGGCCGCAAGGGCCACAAAAAGGCUCGCAAGACAGAGGUGACUGUUGUCCCAGAGAACUAUCCAGGUUACGUGGGUGACAAAUUAGGCUUGGACAGCCUUGUCAAGUAUAUUACCAAAAGUAUCAGCCCCAAGGAACUGAAGAAACUGAGCCAAGGUGACAGUGGUGCAGUAGGUAUUGCAAACAUUUCGUCUUCUUCCUCUGCCAGCACCAUAGCCUUCAAUUCAGGAAAAGGUCCAAAAAACAAGAAAGAUCGCAGUAAGACAAAACAAUCAGUGACAUCCAGGUCAAGUGAGAACCAAGACACCAGUGUUAAUUUUUCAGAAAGUAAGAAUGGCUUGAGCUCAUCUGGAAAGUCAUCUGAACCAUGUGCCUCGGAUGCAAGCAUUCUUACUGUAUCGAUUGACAGCCAUUGUGGUGAGUCUGAAUCGAUAAGAGAAGUUAGCUCAGAUGUUGAAGAGGUAGCUGGAGAGAUGGGCAAUUCUUCCACAUCAGAAAAACCUAGGGACCAAGAUGGAUUCAUUUCACAAGACGGUAACGAUGCUGAAACUGUGGAGUCAGCUGUGGUUGCCAUAAAAAACAACCAUUUAUCAAAGAAACAAGUCGGUACUACAGCUCCCCUGAUUCCUAAAACAGCCAUCGAGGAUGCCAAAGUAGAUGACAUUAAGAACCAUAAGAAUCAUGCACUGAAUAAUUCCAUCAAGAGCUGUCCAGUUACUAAACAGGAACUUAUUUCUAUAUCAAAAGACUCUAAAGACAGAACAAAACUCAAAUCUGUACCUAAAGACAGUAUCCGAAGUGAUGGCUUAAGUGUUCAUUCAACAGACAACUCAAACAAGAAGGCAAAGACAAAAGUGUUGAACAAGAGUGAAAGCAAGUCUGAGAUUGUAUCAGAGUCUAUGAUUAGUAAGCUUGCCACUUCGGAAGGCAAAGACAUCAAGGAAGACAAAGAGGCUUGCAAGGCAAAAACUGCUCAGAAUGCACUCCCUGUUGUAGCUGUUGCACUUAAGCACGAUGCUGAUUCUCUGGAUAUGGAUGGAGAGUCCUUCAUUUUUACUGAUGUUGAUCUGCCUCACAAAGAACAAGAAUUUACUGUGGUAAGUGGCAAGAAAAAGAAACGUUCACCUUUUCAAGGUCAGGGACAGAUCAGCAUGUACCAGUCACGAGAGAGUCAGCAAACACCUUAUUUUGUGGCCAUUACUCCUAACACAAGAAGUGGGUCACGAGAAAUUCAUAAUCGGCCACAGUUUCCCAAAGCAAGGUCCUGCACCCCUCCUCCAUAUCCGUAUCCAACCAUAGCAGUAAGAGAAUCUUCAGAACCAUCUUGUGACCUCAGCCCUUCUGCAUUUCCAGUGCUGCGUAAGAGUGCAAAAACCGGACCUAAAGUGGGUUUGCAUAUCAAGGAGCAUAGGCGGCGUUCUCUGGAGGACCUGUCCUUGGACACUGGUCAACUUCUUGGUUAUGAGAGUGACCGAGAAUCUGUGAAAUCCUUACCAGCUUCUAAGGGGAGUGCCUGUGGCCGCAUUCUUGCAUACCCUGUGUCAUACGCUUCAAAGGCUGCCACUCCUCGGCCUAGUGUAGAUUCCUCUAAAGCUGAGAGUGUUUCUUCUAGUACUGAAGGUGGAGGAAGCAGUGAGUGGCAUAGCCCUGUAGUGUGGAAGGGUAACUUGCAAGAACGACGACAUUCUAUAGGCUCAUCCCCUGAAGACUGUUCAAAAGUGGCUGCAGGUAGUGAUUUACAAAGCUCACGGCCCAAGAGUGGAAGUCAGGAACUUUUACCUCGUGACUCAGGAAAUUCACCAGAUAGAAAUGCAAGAAUAUGCCUGCUUCCAGGUAGCAAGAGUGGUGUCCAUGAGAGUGCCUCAUCUAGCAGUUUCAUGGAUGCAGCUAGUGCUUUGUCAGAUGUGGACUCGGCACAGGGUGGGAGCGAAGUUGGCUCCGAUCCAGCUGGUGACGUGUUUGUACCUCCAACCACCCUGGCUUCCCACACAGUAGGACUGAUGGCCGAGGACAAGGUGAGAGCAAGCUCCUUGGUCAGUAGGAUGAGCACCAUUCCAGUGGGGGAUGUAGCACAGCAGACUGCUGUAAUCACUGCUAGUCGGGCCAUCACCCCACAGUCUAACUCCGUUACCACCUCCACCACCAGCGGUGCUGCCAACACCACUGUUGUUACGACUGGGCCAUCCACUGCUCAAACCAAGUGUCAGCAGCAGGUUCCUGGCCCUCGAUCUCAAGUUUCAUCAUCUGUUCCUUCACUGCAGUGUGAUGUGCCAGUUAAAGCUGCAGUGCCUAUGGGCAAGGGUGUGAACAAUGGGCGGAAAAGCAAGAAUUCCGUAGUUUUUCUUGACAAGAGGUUUCUCAAGCCAACUAAUUUAGGUAUUUCAUUUGGAUUUGACAUCAAUUUAGUUACAUCCAACAUUAUCCAGCAGUCCAUGCCAGAUUCUUCAAGUAGCUCAGCAUCUGGUGCAUCAUUAAGCAGUAGUUCAUCCCUGUUGGUAGGAGAUGUGUCACCUGCUUUUGAUAACUCAUUUGUGGUGAGUGCAUCUGAUGCCAAAGACAAAGUGCCAAGUGCCAGUGAGGAAUGUCUCCCAACCUCCCUGAGCCCUACUUCCACUGCAGGAACAGCAUCUUCUGCAGAUGACAUUAAUAGGUCUUCAACAAAGCCAGCAAAGGGUCCACACAUACCGGGGCUUAAUGGCUUAGUGGUUCGGCAGUGUACGGAGGCCAUUGCACCAGCAGAGCAUUCGUCUCCAGCUGCAUCGUCCUUUCAGACCUCAUUUGUUACAGGUGAUGAUAACACAUCGAGAGUGAGGAGUACUUUAUCACAGUCUGGGGAAUCGGAAGUUACAGUGUCAAUGACCCCUGAAGUUGGUAACAGCCCAGUACCUCCAGAAAUGCCAGUGUUGAAUGAAUCAGUGCUAGCCAAGCCUAGAACUGCUCCACCUGAAGGUUGUGUGACUUUUCGCUAUGGGGAGGGUCUCAAGGAAGUCUCACAAGUGCAUUUCCCAGGAAAAGUGCGAGAAAGCUCUUUCUUCAUGUGCAAAGCUCAAGAGCCUAGUAGUUCCUUCAACUUUGUUGAUGCUGCAAGUUAUUUUCAGAAAGAAUGGGAGAAAAUAUUGAAACUUAAAGAGAAAGAUCCCAAGGCUGUGCUGGUCUACUGCAGUGAAUAGUUUGUGCCAAGUUAUCAAGCACCAAGCUUCUAUACCUACUGUGGUUUCUAAUGUGACAGCAGAAGGACACUAGAGAAGGAACCACAGUUUUUGAAUACUGGUCAUUACUGUUUGGGUGUUAACCCAGUAUCAGGUGUUUUUCCUGUUACCAGAAACAAAAAAUAAUCCUUCAGAAGCCAGGUCAGGGCUAACUAGUAUGUGAGAGUGUGUGUGAGAGAGAACGAGCAAUAUCAGUUUGUUUUGCCUAUAAUUUUCUUGAGAAAACUGCAUUGAGCUGGCCUGUACGUGUGUGAGUUGAGUGGCUACACACUCAUGUUUAGCGUCUCUGCUGCUUCAGACUUUGCAUUUGUAGAGUGAAAAGCAUGGUUAUAGCUGGUGAACUUGCAUCCAAGCUAAUGCUGCAGAAAGUCUUCGGAAUGAAUAGUUCCAGAUGUUAGGAUUAAAUGUGCAUUUCCAUGGAUCACUAACAUAAUGCCAAGAGAGCUUGCAUCUUAUCUCUCGCUCUGCAGCUAGAGUAGAACUGUUCCAACUUUUAGAUAUAAUAAAAUUAAAACUGGAAAAAAGCAACUGACCCCAAAUUCCAUGAAAGCCUUUGCAUGGCACUUUUUUUUUUUUUAAUGGGAAGGGGAUACAGUGGCUAGUAUAAUGACCUAUAAGCUCUUUUGACCACGGCAUUGGUGAAAUGCAUUAAAAAAAAAUUAGCUAAAAUACUUAAAAAAAACAUAUACCUCUGCACUUUAUUUUUCUUUUGUUUUCAACGGCUGCAUAAAGAGAGAAAAAUUGCCAUUGGCAGCAGAAAGUGAGGGUGCAGUUCAGUUGUGGAAGAUUGUGCCUACAGAAGCAGGUGUUUCUUGUGAUUCUCCAAACCAUUGACAUCAGCAACACACUGAUUUCUAUCAGUGUGUCAAGUGUGAUAUUUCAUUUAACUUGAAAAUCCCAUUCUUUGAUUAGUGUUGGCUGCAAUGUGUUGGAUGUGUUGAUUUAUGUAUUUGCUCUUCCAGGGAGGUAGGGAAAUCUGAAGUUUCCAACAGAAGGAAGAACUUACAAAUUUAUGCUGACACUAUGGUCUGCAUUGUAUAAAUGUAUUUCUUUAUUUCAUGUAUCUUUGUGGGAAAAAAGGGGGACAACAAGCAGUGGCAUAAAGUUGUUGAGAUGUGGUCAGACUUGAGUCUUUCCUGCAUUUUAUUAUUCUGUUUACUUUAAUAAGUGGUGCCUUUUGCAUUUAGGUAGUCUCUUUCUUUUCUCAUAAUGCAUGCCUGCUGUUGUGGAAUGCUAAUUUUAGUGGCUAUGACAAAUUAAGAAUCUGUGAUAACCAUCACAGCUGGUAGCCAUGUACAGUAAUGAAGAAAGGCCAAUGUGCGCAGUGUAGGUUUUGCAGCUUUAACUUUGCUAUGGGACCUCUUCACUCAUGUCCUUUCCCUUGCCAACGUGUUAUCAAGAAGCUAUCCAGGUAGAAUUUCAGUCUGUUGUAUGCUGUUUUCUUUGAUGUGCAUACUGUUUAAAAAGGUUGAAUGAAUGGAGGGGUAGGGUUCAUAAAAAGUUGAUUGACAGCAUUAAAUAAAAAAUAACCCAAGUGGGUUACAACCAAAAAUUGAAAUAUGGUUUUGACUAUCCUUAAUGCUUAAAAAUUGGAUACCGGACUACUCGGAAACCACUGGCUGUGCUGGUAGUAAUAUCAGUAAGGAGUAUUGUUUCCCUAUGUAAGGCAAGAAAGUGAUUUUUAGUGAAGAUUUUUUUUCUUGUAAUGAAAACAAGGAAACAGGUUUGUCUGUGCUUGGAAGUUCAUUCUGUGUUGUUAUUUGUGUAUUUAUUUCUUGCUGUGUAAAGUUGGUUACCUUUCCAACCCACUUUUGUGUUGUACUCCCUCUAGCCCCUUCUUUUUUAAAAAAAAAACUAACCUCCUCCAGUAUUCACUUCUUUUGUGUUGAAUGAUAUCAAUGGCUUCUCUGUUUCUUUCUGCAGCAUAUAUCUUUUGUUAGCAGCAGAGUAUAGGCUGGUGGCUAAGCACACAGUUGUGGCCUUCAGUGGAAAACUUUGUCCAUCCUUGUUGACUUGGGUUGAGAGGAUGAGAAAAUCCAAGUUCAGUCUGUUAGAUCAUGGUCAUGGCAUUCAGCUUGUCCUGUAGACAGGAGGCAGUGGUAGUCCUAGGAGCUGAGUGUCUUCAUCUUGUCUUGGUGCUGUCUACAACCUGGUGGUGCUAUCAAACAUUUACUUUCAGCCGUCCUCUGUGCUGUAGCAUCGCAUCCUUUGCCCGAAACUGUAGAGUUGGUCAUUUCAUAGAACUUUCUCUUAACCCUGAUCGAUUUUGAAAUUGGGAAGGCAAACAUAAUGCACGUCAUCUCAUGCUGGUGUAAUUAUGCUAGUCUACUCCACCAGAAGUGAAAGCAGCAUCAUUCUAUAGCUUUUCUUGCUGCUGCUUUUGGCCCUUUCGGGUAAUACCAUGAUAUAGCCUUAGCUGCUGGUAUGGUGUAAAACAACCAAUAUAAUGAUGCAUUACUGUCAGUAUGCACAACAAAUAGUUGUCAAACAACCCUUUUUAUAUUUUUAGAACAACCUUUUUGUUUUUUUGUUCUCCCCAUCUCCAAGAGAAAUCUGUACUAAAGGCAAGUUUAUUAUUUACUCCCCUGCCCCACAAGUUUACCAUGAAUUAUAAAGAAUAAGGAAAAUAAUAUUGCAUAGUUGAUCACUCAGAUGAUUUGAUAUAACAUAGGAUUUAGAGGGGUGGUGGAAUGCUAAUUUGUAAGCAAAUCUGUGGCAGACUUUCUUGUACUCCAGAGCUAGGUAUUGCUAAUUUAACACUCAAAAUCUGUUUACAAACCUGUACAUGAAAAAGUAAAGAUCAGACUAUCACAAUUGCUAACCGUAUAACAAUUUUUUUAUAUGUUGCUGGUGCCUCAUUCCAGGAACUUUUUUAAAGACUAGUUGUGCAGUGAGAACUUGAGAAAGGGUUAGAAAAAAAAAUUCAUAACUAACAUUGGCAUUUGUGGCAUUCCCUCCAUGUCAUUCUUAAUUUACAUUAACUUGAUGAUGCACCAUGUUUACAUGUUUUUGAGUUUUUCUGUAGAUGUCUGAUUUUGGUUAUAAGCUUGUGUACAUACACAUUUAUGGGUAGCAUUCUCUCUUUAUUGGAUGAAAGGUGAAGAAAUGGAAUUUUCAUUUGCUGGUUUCUGCUCCCAGACUGACUGUGUUGGGUGGGGGCAAUCAUGCAUGCACAUUGGCACUCAUAUUUUUGCAUUCAUGUUUGUCCUGAAUUGCUCAUUUGCUUGCUUCAGUAAUUUGUGUACAUAAAGUGAAAAACGUCAAAUUUUUAAAGCUUGCCCAAAUUUACAGUUAAGCUGAAAAGAUCAUUCAAGAUUUUGUUUUCUCUCAUUUACUUGUUUAGUGAAGGAAGGCACUAACAGUAAGUGCUUUCAGGUGUGUGGGCUUUGCUUUAAGUGUUUACAUUCCUUCCCUUAUUCCCCCUCCCCCUGCCCUCUCUUACUGGCUGUACAUUCUGUUAAUUCUCCACUAGAAAAUUCAUAAUAGCUUAGUCAACUAAAAAGUCAACAGGAUUCAUUGAUAUGUAAAUUUAAAAAAAUGUACGUACGUAUUAUUUUAAGGUUUUUGAAAGAAAAUGCAGUCAUUACCACCACCACCACCACCCCAAAAAAAAGUACUGUUACAGUAUGAUUACAUGGUUGUCAGAUUGCCAUUUCUUUAAAGGCUAAGUGAUCUGAACAUUCACGCCAAUUUAAUCUUUAGUGUGUGAAAUUUGAUUUUUUUUUUUUUUUUGUUUUGUUUUUUUUUGUUGGGGUUUUUUCCGUUGUUUUUUUUUAUAAGCUUAGAUUGGGUAUAUUUUUCUGUUUUUGUCUCGUGUAUGCUGUUGUUUGCAGUUACCAGCAUAUAUUGGUCUUUAUGAAAUAGAUUAUGGGAUAGAGUGCAGCAUAAGCAGAUUCAGUCUCAAAGCAUCUGAACUUCAAAUACAUUCAAUUUCAUGCUUUAGUGCUUUGAAAGUGCUGCUGAAGUGAGCCUUUAUGAGGUAAUUCUUUGACUACCAACCCUUACCACUCUCCAUUAGCUAAUGUAACUUGCCUUGCUUUAGCACAUCAUCAGUUGAAUGAAGUCUUCUCGUCAACACGAGGAUAGAAGAGUUGAUGAUAAAAUUUCUUUGUAUAGAGUAGGAUGAAGUCCAGUGUUUGAAUGAAAGAACAUUUUUAUCAUUUUGCAUCUAUGAUACUCUAGUUUAGAAAGAAGGCACAUCAUGUAUUGCCAUCAUAAAACGCAGGGUUAAACUGGGAGGCGUUCAGUGCCAUUUCUUUAGUGCCCUGCAGCAACUGCAAAGACAUUUCCAAUUUCUCCCCAUCACAAUAUAAUUCUAAAUAUUAAAUUAUUAAUAUUCUGUGUUUCAUGAUACUUUUGUUUGGCAUAAGCAAUAGAAAUUUUGGCCUAAGAUGCACGAAAAAGUUAAGCGUCCAGUUGGGUGAGUGAAAGGGAGUCAUUGGCAACCAGAGACAACCUUGAGUAACUAGCAUAUGAUAUGAUGAGCAUAGCUUAUGUAGCAUACAUAAACAUAGUGUGAAUUAGGUGGGGAAAGAAGUGCUGAGUAAGGAAAGGCUAGUUCAUCUCCUGUGGCGAUUUCUUGAUGUGACAGCUUGUGGUAAUAAUUUUAUCAAAUGCAUCGCUGUUACUGGUCAGAGAUUUGAUAAUGGGAGUUAAGAAUUGAAUUGUUACAGACUUGAAAGUAGGUAAACCAGGUUACAUUUCACAUUCAUGCAAAUUUGUGUUUAGGAAGUCCUGUUUGUCCUUAGCAAUUCUAGAACAUGUAUCUAAUGAUUUAUUGUUACAGUUGUUUGUAUUGGUGAAGGUGUACUCACUUGUUUCAUAAUUUCAUCUUGAAGUAUGCUCCCCCCAACCCAUUGGUUUUUGUUUUUCACCUCAAAGAGCGUUAGGGGGACUAGAAAUGUUUUAGGUUGGUGCAUCAGGUCAGAAUAUGUACAUCUGUAAAAACUUAAUCUUUGGCCUGUUUAUACAAUUGUUUAUACAUGUAUGAUUUUUUUUAAAAAAAACUUUCCUAUUGAAAAAUUGUAUUUACCCAUGCAUGUAAAAAAAAUUGCUGGUGUGUUUAUCUAAACUUUUGAUACGAUGAUUCAUUGCAAAUUCAUUGAAUCUUUCAGUUGCUUGUGCCUGAAGUAAUGACAAUGAGAUUCAUUUCCUGCUUAAAACAUUUUUGUACUAUUUUCAGCAGUAGAGAUGGUAAAAAUCAGUAGCUGGUUGGUAAGAGGGUGGUGAUGUUUAUCAGCAUGAGGACAAUUUUUCUCUGGAUACAUUUGCACUGUCUCACAUAUUUCUUGAGAACUACUGAGUUAUGUUUCUUAUUCUAUCCAUCACAGUCAAAAAGAUCUUUUUUUUUUAAUAGUACAAAAUACCCUGAAAAUGUCUAGUGUACUUUUGAGAGAGAGAUGUUGUUGGAAGGGACAAAAUUGCUGUACAGUUCCAUUACAUGAUUUUUCUUUUGUCCCAUCGAUGGCAUUUUAGAUUACUGGGGAGCAACAGUAAGGAUCUCUUGCUCUAGCAACUAAAAUUCACCUUUUAAAGUUUCUAUCCAUUAUCUGGUUUCCAUUCCAAUAUCUCUUACAUUUUUCACAUAGGGCAUUGCUUUUCUGUAAACAGUUUGCAGAAUCUUUGAAAACUAAUUUUCAAAUUAGUCUGUAAGAUCUGUUUUCUCAUAAUGCAGACAAUCUGUUUUAUUAUACAUACCACUAAGCACAGUUGUUUUCUUCAUCCUCAACUUCAUAACAAAGUAAAUAUCUUUGAGAGAGUUUUUUUCAGAGUAUGAGCAGAAUGUCAGGUGCCUCUCAGGUUCACUGCCACUGAAACUAUUGUUGUAUCAUCUUGAACAAGCAAGGUCCCCAUGUCACCACCCCUAAAAGGAAACUUUUAGCUUUUUUUAUGAUGUUGGAUAUUGGGAUGAUCAAUUUGCUAAAAUGGAGGGCAAGCCCUGGGGGUAGGUGUACUGUUGAGCAACCCUACCCUCUCUCUGCCUGCCUGUUACUGAGGCCUGCACAUGUUCACACGUACAUUGCACACAGACUUUCUCAUUUUGUGUGGUGGUUGACAAGGGGGCAGUAAGAUUUUAGCAUGUACACUUAAAUGUUUAUUCAGAAUUAUAUAACAGAAACCUGUGUUCAAGAUCAAAUCUACAGGCUAUCAAACGUUCACCAUGCAUACGAAAUGGAUCUGUGCCAGAGAGAAUUUUGUUCCCAUGUUGAAAACUGCCCAAGCAAAAGUGUUUGGCCAAGGCUUUCAUCAUCUUUUAUAUCAAAUUGUUGCAGUUAACAUUUUUGCCUCAUGUUUUCAUGUUCCAGCUGCUUUGUGCAACUCUUUGACUGUGAUAAGUGUCCUAUAUUUUUGUUUCCACGUUUACUGCUGUUGUUUGUGCAGCAAAUGUCUGAUGGCACAGUGUGAUCACCAGCAAGCACACUGCUGUGCAAAUUUGUGGUUCUGUGUUUCUAAUGUCACUGUUCACAACAAACAUCUGAAGGACACCUUUAAAAAUAUCAUUUCAUUUCAGCAGUGUGGUAGAGGGGAAACUGUGCCAGAGUGAAUGACCUUAACUCCAUCACAAAAGACAGAAUCUGUUUGUAUUGGAAACUAAUUAUUACACAUCAGAAAGUGUCAAACAUUUUAAAUACCUGUACAUUCUUAUUUUCGUGACAUUCGUCACACAGUUGUUUGAGUGUAACCUACAGAGAUGUCAACUGCCAAAAAGGUAUUCUUGUACUGUCACUUUGUUCAUGACAUGUUCUAGUCAGCAAUGUUUUUGUUUUACAGAAUUUCAUACUUGUGAAGACAUUAGGGGGUUUUGUUUGCCAUCAUUUUAUUAUUAUUUUUUAUAUAGUACUUGGCAUUAUUUCUGUGUAGACAAACCGCUUUUUAAUCUCCGCAAAAGAAAACCUGAAAAAGUUGCCUGCAUGUGGAACAACUGUUAUUUCUACAUUGCACACAGAACUGUAAAAACAAAGAACUAGCAUAUUGAUCUUAAGCUAAUAAACUUUAGAGUAACAAAGAUCUGUGAUUUUAGCACUGAAGCCCACAACAGAGCUCAGUUGGUCAAAGAAUGUAGAUGGCUCAUCUCUCAUCAACCAGUUUAAACAAACAGAUGGAUGCAAUGACAACUAAAGAUGGUGGAAAUAGGAUGUGCUGCUCCAUCUGGAUUGUCACGUUGGAUCAUCCACAUGCUCAACCAGCAAUGUUGGCAAAAAACUGGACCACUGCAUGGAGCAACUGGAUGCCCUCUGCCCACCAUCUUCUGUAAGUGUACAAGAGAACCCAGCAAGCUAACAGCAUGGACAGUUUGUACGGAUGUGGUGGUUCUUCAGAAUAUGGUCAGAAAUGUAAUGGGUUCUCAGUCUUCGUUUCAAACAGCAGCAGUAGACUGCCAAAGUCUAGUGCCAUAGCAGAAUCAAGCCUCCCCCACCUUUUUUUUUUUUUUUUUCGCAUUUGGCUGUUGUUGGCACUGUACAGUUUUUGUGUGGGCCCUGCUGUAGCUGAUGUGUACAUUCAAGCAGGCUUUCUUAUGUAUGUUUCAAAAAGUGGAACCUUGACAUAUAUCCAGAAAGUGUUUGUUCAAGUAUUGUGAAAUCUGAGCUCAAAAUUUGGCUGUACUCGGUUUUUAAUAACGCUCUGUCAAAGUUAUUCUUGGAAUAGAAACUGAAUAGUUAAGCAGAAUACGUUUGUGCAUAAGAUUAUUUUGCUGAUUGUUCUCCCAAGAUUAAUGGUAUAAGAUGGAAAACUUAAGGCAUGGGCUUGUUACAUUAAAAAACAAAAAAUACACGUACAGCUAACUCAGAAGUACAAAAUGGCAUUCACUGCACUGAAGUGCUUUAUGCAAAUUGCUAAUCUGUAUCUUUAAAAGAAAAAAAAAUACUAUAAACAUCAAAUGGCUUUGAAGAAAAUCCACCAGGAUCAAAAUAUCUGCCAGUGUUAGAAAAUUGCCACACUCUGCAGGCAUUGGUUUUUGGUUUUUUGUUGAUUUUGUUGGGGGGAGGGAGGCUUGCAUGAACGUCACAUGCUCGGAGACAAAAAUUUGUGCCAACAUUAGGUGAUACAGCAUAGAAAUUCUGGUAGCACAUUUGAUAAAAUGGAAUAAAGAUUCCAAGAAGAAAAUGAAAUACCCUCUUUCUCCUGCCAUUUAAACCAAAAGGAAACUGCAAGUCUCCUACCUCAGUAUAGUAUAAUGCUUUAAGUGUUUUUGAUUUUUGUUUUUUUUAAUUUGUUCUUUAAUUGAAGGCUGAAUACCUUGAAACAUCCCAGUCAAUAAGUGGCAUGGUAUAAAAGCUUCAGGGAAAAAAAAAAUUAGGAGACUUAUCACAUUGAUCCCAUGUAGCUGUUACAAGUGCUGGAGAGUGUUCAGAAGUUAAUAGUGGUGAGAUAAGCUGCUCUUGAAAGCAAGCUUAAAGAAGCAGCCUUGCAACGUGGCAAGGAGAGAAACUGGCAUAGGCAAAGGCUUACUGGCCUGUUGAACAUGGUAUGAUGCAGGAAUUGUGAAGUUAAUAGCAGCUGCUGAAUGAAAUGUGCAGGAUGCAGUCUAGAUGGUGAGGUAGCAGGAGAGGUAAGCAAGCAACUUGUAGACCCAAGAUUUCUUAAUGUUUGCAUCUGGGAAAGCUAUAUUUCUGAAUUUUGACUUUUUUCACUUUAAAGUCUCGAUACUAAGCCAUGAUGUCAAGUUGCAAAAUGCCUCUAUUCCAAGUAUAUGUCAAACUGCAGUGACCGUUCAGCAUUUUUGUUUUAAAAAUGAAGCAACAACUCUGAAGAUAGCACAGGUAAUCUGCUGCAGUCACUCAAACAUGCAGAAAGAGCACUGAAUCAAUAGUCUGUGGAAUUCAUGUAACACACAUGUUGCUUGUAUUCUUCCGAAUGACUGGCAGGAGGGGGAUGGGGAAGAAUCGUAAGAGAUAUAAUUUCAGAUGGGAAGUUGGGACUUGCAUGGAACUGUCACUUUGGUUUCUUUACAGUCGAUAGCUUUAUUUUCAAUGCAGGUAUGCCUCUAUGUAUAUUUUUGUCACUUGCACAUUUUAUGCUGUAUGCACAUCAGUUGCAUUUUGCACAGUUAAUCAUUACCAAUUCUGCAAGCUUCCCUCUUAUUGUGGUCAUCUUGUUUUCAUUUCAUUGUUUAAAGAGAGAGGGUUGAAUUUGUUUCAUUUUGGCUGCAGACAUGGCUUCUAUUAGAAGGGAACAUGAAAGACGUAACAGUCGCUUCUUUCUUUGCAUUUCUGGGUUUUGUUUUCGUUUUUUUUGGUGUGUCAUAAUAACUUGAACACAAAAUUUGGGAGUUUUGAGGGGGUGACAUUACGCUGUGUCUGUUGUUUAGUAUGACACCAUUGUAAGAGUAUAUGACAUAUACCAGAGAAGUAAAACAGCAGUUUCAGUUAACCAGUUAUUAGUGCUGCAAAAUCUAGAUGUUUGUCACGGUACAUGACUUAAACUUCUGAACCAUACAGUUUAGUAUUUGGGCAUAGAAGAGGCCAUAGCCAAGUUCCAUCAUUUAUUGAAACAUGUUUUUCCCCCUUUUUCAUUAACAUGGUCAAUAUCUUACACUUUUAAAGCAUUUACAUGCAAAUCCAGAAUGCUUUUGUAUUUAUUCACAUUCCUGAAGUUUAUAAAUUGUCAUUUUUUUUCCCCCAUGUUGCUCUUCACUUUUUCUGCCACUGGGACUUUUUUCCCCACUCCACCUAUUUUUAAAUUCAUCACUCAUUUAGAUGAUAGUGAAUUUGAUAAGGAAGGGGAAAAAACUAGCAAACUCAGUUGUGGCAACUUAGUGAUAAUGCCAUACUACAUGUGCAUGUUAUUUUUUCCCAGUCCAUGUAAAAGGUAACACUUUGUUUCUGAAAUACAGGAUGUAUUGUUAAUCAUAAAUCUUUUUUUUUUUUUUUUUUUUUGUGCAAGGUGACCCAGAACUGGCUGGUGGCAUUAGCAUGUGCAAAACUGGUUUUACUUUUGUAAUUGCUGGCUUGCUUGAACUUAAAAAAAAUUGUAAAGCUUAUAUUUUGUUCUGUCCAGUCACCAUGGGCAGAUGUACAUCCCAGUCUACUUGUUGCCAGGCAGUGGUGAUCUUUAUGAACGAUUGUAUGUUUACAAAUUGCCCUUUAAAACAUAAGGUGUAACUGGGAUAUAUAUAUUGUCAUAUUUAUGAUGAACUAUGAAGUGCUAUUGAUUUUUGUAUUUUGGUAAAUGGUAUUUUGUACUGUUUGAUCUAGAAUGGAAACCCUGUGUGUAUGGGUGUAUGUAUGCAGAAUCUAAUACUUAAACGUGCACAGAUAACUACACAUCAGAACAAUAGCUUAAAUUUAUUCAGAGCGAACAUCUUAUCCUGUGGUACCUAGCAAAAAUUCUUGCAUUGCUAAAGAGACAUGUUAUCUUGCCACCACAAGAAGAGAUUUUAUACUUCCAAAAUUUUCAUUGAAGAUAGGGAUACAAUGUACCUCGAUGUUGCUGCAACAUUAUAAGGGAGUUGAAAAUGCAGCAAGGACAUAAUAAUUUUGUAUUUUCUCUGUUAGUGCCGUGUGUGGCAUUACAUUAGUCUUAAAAUAUGGCAGAUAUACCUGCAGUUCUUUUAAUGGGUUUACCUGUGUAGGUAGUUCACAGGAGUGUGGCAUCAUACGUGAGAAUUGUCCCUACCCUGUUCCAAACAUCAGAUUGGCAUUGUUGCUGGUCACCUUGGACAUUGCAAGUUUUGUGCACGUGGGUUAUAUAUACAUAAAAAAAAAAAAAAGAAAAACAAUCUGUCUCCCUUCUCACCUUUCUUUUCUUUUUUUUUUUUUUGCCUUCAAUGUAUUGUUUGUCAUCAUGAAACAAGUGGAAAGCAAAACAGCUUUCCAAACACAUUGUGUUAAUUAAUAUGCUAAAAUAUUAAUCAUCCGCCCGCCCCCCCACCCACCCACCCUUUCCGAAUCUGCGGCCUACCAUGUGAUUCAUGUUUGUUUUGUUUUUGUUUUUUUUUUAUACAAAUGCUUCCCUUCCCCAGUUACCUUCCUUUUGGGGUUUGGAGUUGUUCUGCUGGGGCAGUUCAACAAGUGUGUGUGUGAAUGAUGCACAUUUCCAUCACGUUAUGAGCUGCUGUGCUGUUUGUUGGCUGUCGUUUUCAGCGUGAAAAUAAAGAUUUUAGUUGACA
Messenger RNA from Pomacea canaliculata, 19168 nucleotides. RefSeq lists its product as uncharacterized. The record is from RefSeq and is a predicted model, not a curated record. The coding region runs from base 3370 to 8019 and encodes 1549 amino acids. Lineage: Eukaryota; Metazoa; Mollusca; Gastropoda; Architaenioglossa; Ampullariidae. The transcript is spliced from 6 exons.